UUCCACACUGUGACUGUGAUUGAUUAGAUGUGUUUUGCGAUUUGAGUUACAUCCGAAGCUUGCAGGGAAUUGAUAAAAGGGUUUCCUUACAAAUAUGCCGGACGAUAUCUACUUCAGUGAAGAACUGGUUGACAACAGUCCCAUAGCGGUUAAGUAUCAUGAUACCAAAGAUUCUCUCGAGACAAAACCUGAUGAUGUUUUACUUUUGGAGUUUGCUAAUGUUGUCAGCAUUGAUCCACAAAAUGCUAAAUGGUGCUUCAAAGCUUAUAGGCAGAUGGUGAAGAUUUAUUGUCGUCUUGGUGAAUACGAGAAAAUGAUGGAUGCCAGUAGAAAGAUGCUUAAAUACAUCAAGGGGAAAUACCAAGGUGAUUCCGUGUAUAGGUUUUUGCAGUCCCUCCACCUGGACCUAAACAGGUUGCAAAAAUUGUAUGAGAUCACUGUGGAAGCACUUGAAGAGAACAAGAAUCAAUAUAUGACAGUGUGGUUCAGAACGAGCCUAGAACUUUGCAACGUCUUGUUUGAAAAUCGUCAAUACACACCAAUUAGUAAGAUCCUGAAUGGGCUCCAUAAAUAUUGUCAGAAGGAAGAUGGAACUAGUGAUGAGGAUAAAACAAGAGAUCUGCGCAAGGUUUAUGCAGUUGAAUUUCAGCUGUACACUGAAACAGAUGACAACAUAAAUCAGAAGAUGCAAGAACUAUACCGAAAGGCACUUGCCAUCAAACCUGAUGCACGUGUGCAUAUAGAUCAUAAGACCAUUGGUUUACUCCAUGAGUGUGGUGGCAAAAUGUACAUGGCAGAACGUCAGUGGACAGAAGCUUCUGUUGCAUUCCGUGCGGCUUUUACAAACUACUGCAAAGACAACAACCAGAGAUAUAUAAAAUGCCUAAAGUUUGAUCUUCUGGCGAGCAUGAUGGGCUCAAAUUUGGCUCCAUUUGACACGUUGAUAUCAGAGGGGAAGUGGUCUGAAUUCGGAUUAGCUCUAGGCAUCUGCGCAAACCACCCUGAGAUCUUGGCAUUGAAAGCUUCCAUAGAUGCAUAUCAAAACCAGGAUUUUGAAGAGUUCGAGAGAGCGCUGAAGAGUAACUUGGAGCAUGAUACGAUUAUCAGUCGCUGCAUGCAAGAUAUGCUACAGAAGAUGAGAACACAAGCCAUACUGAACCUGCUAGAGCCGUGCACAACAAAGAAGAUUGGAAUUUCAUUCAUAUCUACCAAACUGGGCGUCACAGAGGAUGAAGCGAUGGAGUUGUUGAGGUUGCUGAUACUCAACAAUGGAGUUCAUUGGCUCGUUGAUGAAGUGGAAGGUUACGUGGUGAGAGUUGAUUGAUUACCAGAGCGUGUUAGGUUAAUAAGAGUGCUAAAACUCUCUUGUUUUGUUCAUUAUUAGUAGUGGUCAACUUGUCUCUGCAAUUACUAAUUAGGAACUUAAAAAUCCACUUUAUGUAUGUAGUCGUUUUCACUUUCAAUGUGAAGCACCACGCUUAGUUAUCACA
This is a messenger RNA of Brassica oleracea var. oleracea, 1490 nucleotides long. Its product is annotated as COP9 signalosome complex subunit 2-like. The transcript is spliced from 8 exons. Gene Ontology annotation, biological process: protein deneddylation. Gene Ontology annotation, cellular component: COP9 signalosome. NCBI's taxonomy places the organism in Eukaryota, Viridiplantae, Streptophyta, Magnoliopsida, Brassicales, Brassicaceae. Bases 95 to 1324 code for a protein of 409 amino acids. Gene Ontology annotation, molecular function: protein binding. The record is from RefSeq and is a predicted model, not a curated record.